GCUGGAGCAGAGGAGGAAUGAUUGUGAACAGCCUCUCACUGUGCUACCACAACAAACUCAUCUUAGCCCCUAUGGUUCGGGUAGGGACUCUCCCAAUGCGGCUGCUGGCCCUAGACUAUGGAGCGGACAUUGUGUACUGUGAGGAGCUGAUCGACCUCAAGAUGCUCCAGUGCAAGAGAGUUGUCAAUGAAGUGCUCAGCACAGUGGACUUUGUCGCUCCUGAUGACCGAGUAGUCUUCCGCACCUGCAAAAGAGAACAGAACAGGGUUGUCUUCCAGAUGGGGACUUCAGACGCAGAGCGAGCCCUUGCUGUGGCCAGACUUGUAGAAAAUGAUGUGGCUGGCAUUGACGUCAACAUGGGCUGUCCAAAAGAGUAUUCUACCAAGGGAGGAAUGGGAGCUGCUCUGCUAUCAGAUCCUGACAAGAUCGAGAAGAUCCUCAGCACUCUUGUUAAAGGGACAUGCAGACCUGUGACCUGCAAGAUUCGCAUCCUACCAUCGCUGGAAGAUACCCUGAGCCUUGUGAAGCGGAUAGAGAGGACUGGCAUUGCUGCCAUCGCAGUUCAUGGGAGGAAGCGGGAGGAGCGACCUCAACACCCUGUCAACUGUGAAACCAUCAAAGCCAUUGCUGAAACUCUCUCUAUUCCUGUCAUAGCCAAUGGAGGAUCUCACGACCACAUCCUAGAUUAUUUGGACAUCGAGGACUUUCGACAAGCUACAGCAGCCUCUUCAGUGAUGGUGGCACGAGCUGCCAUGUGGAACCCAUCCAUCUUCUGCAAGGAGGGUCUGCGGCCCCUGGAGGAGGUCAUGCAGAAGUACAUCCGAUACGCUGUGCAGUAUGAAAAUCACUACACCAACACCAAGUACUGCUUGUGCCAGAUGCUACGAGAACAGUUGGAGUCGCCCCAGGGAAAAUUGCUCCAUGCUGCCCAGUCUUCCAGGGAAAUUUGUGAGGCCUUUGGCCUUGGUGCCUUCUAUGAAGAGACCACACGAGAACUGGACUCCCGGCGGGCCGAGCUCUUAGCCAGGACUCCAGAGGAGGCAGGGGAGCCAGUUGAAGAUACCUCUAGUGUUAUUAAGAUGGCUGUCAAAUUUGACCGGAGAGCAUACUUACCCCAGAUCACCCCCAAGAUGUGCCUGCUAGAAUGGUGCCGAAGGGAGAAUUUGGCACAACCCGUAUAUGAAACGGUUCAGCGCCCCCUGGAUCGCCUCUUCUGCUCUGUUGUCACUGUUGCUGAGCAAAAGUACCAGUCCACCUUGUGGGACAAGUCCAAGAAACUGGCGGAGCAGGCUGCAGCCAUCGUCUGUCUGAGGAGCCAGGGCCUCCCUGAGGGUCGGCUGGGUGAGGAGAGCCCUUCCUUUCACAAACGAAAGAGGGAGGUACCUGACCAAGACUCUGGGGGCCCCAGAGCUCAGGAGCCAGCAAUACCUGGGGAGCUGUGCAAGAAGCCCUUUGUAACCGUGGGAAGUGGUAAAGAGAGCCCCCUGGAAGGCUGGUGACCACUGUCUCUACCCUGGUGAGCCUGGCUGUAAGAUGACCGUGGGUACAGAGCAUGAACCAGAUGCUAUUGGACAGUUUGCUGCCCCUGUCUGACAGGUGUUAAGAGAUUCUGGCCUGGGCCAUCAGCCUGCAGCAUGGGCCAAGGGGUGCCCAGAGUGCCCAUCUCUCUUGGUAGGUCUGAGUAGCAGGGCCAAGUUCCCAGUUAUCUCAGUAUUUUCUAUGAAAACGGGGGCUUUUUCAGGUGGCACCUCCCUAACCUGACAUUGGUACAGUGCAAUAAAGACCUUCUACCCUUACCUAUGGCUGGCUGCUUCAGCUUUGGGCACCUUCACACACGGA
Molecule: messenger RNA, 1839 nt
Organism: Molossus molossus (Pallas's mastiff bat)
Lineage: Eukaryota; Metazoa; Chordata; Mammalia; Chiroptera; Molossidae
Gene: DUS2
Product: dihydrouridine synthase 2
Exons: 15
Coding region: 18-1499 (493 amino acids)
Biological process (GO): tRNA dihydrouridine synthesis
Cellular component (GO): cytoplasm
Molecular function (GO): flavin adenine dinucleotide binding; tRNA dihydrouridine synthase activity; tRNA binding
Source: RefSeq, a predicted model, not a curated record